AUCCCAUCCCGUCCCAUCCCAUCGUCGGCCUCCACCUCAAAUCAAACAAGUAGUGUACCACCACCCACCACCAUCAUCCUCCUCCAAAUCCAACCGGGAACGAUGAUUUCCGCCUCUCCGCCGUGUCCCUCUCCGAACCGCAGCAGCGGGUCAACACCGCCGCCGCCGCUGCGUGUUCACGAGGAUCACCACCACCACCAUCCCACCGCGGGCCACCCAAGAUGGCUCGACGACCCCUGCAUCCAAGAGCUGGACCACUUCUCCAAGACCCUCACCGGCAUCGAAGCCAAGGGCGACCGCCCGGAACUUCUCAGCUCUAUUCUCUCCCACUAUUCCUCCCGCUGGCUUCCGGAGCUUUCCUGCCGCGCUGCCGGCGAUCCUUCGCCCGAGAGUCCCACGGCCGCCUGGCUCAAGAAACGCUUCUUCAUCGAGACCCUGGCUUCCAUCCUCCCAACCGAGAAGCGCUCUGUCUCCUGCGACGUCUUGCUUACGCUGCUACGCACGGCGAGCAUGGUUGGCGCGGCAGCGUCGUGUGUGCGGGAGCUUGAGGCCCGUGCAGCCGCGCAGCUGGACGAGGCAUCGCUCGAGGAGCUGAUGAUACCUGCUUUCAGCCACACUUGUGGUACGCUUCUGGACGUUGGCCUGGUGCUGAGGCUGGUUCGAACGUUCGCUGGGAAUAAUGAUGACGGCGGUGCGGCGGUGAGGAGCGGCGCAGCUCUCGCGAGGGUGGCGAAGCUGGUGGACUUAUACCUGGCGGAGGCGGCGCUCGACGCCGGGCUCACCGUGGCCGAGUUUGAGGAGCUCGCAAACUCGUUGCCAGCACACGCGCGAGCCAUGGACGAUGGCCUCUAUCGCGCCGUCGACACAUUUAUUAAAGCCCAUCCAAGCACCAGCAAGCAAGAGAGGAAGACGCUGUGCAGGCUCAUCGACGCUCGCAAACUAUCGGCGGAGGCCUCCCUCCAUGCAGCACAGAACGAGCGCCUCCCCGUCCGAUCGGCGAUUCAAGUCCUCUUCUCCGAGAACACCAAGCUGCAUCGGUUGACGGAGCACUGGAGAGGGUCUUUCGAUGGACCCAGGAGCCCCAACCCGGAGGCGGCGGCAGCUCGGUGCCCGUCGAAGAGGGAGGUCUUGGCCCACCAGCAGGAGAUUCGUGGCCUGACGGAUGAUGUUGCUAGGCUCCGAGUGCACUGCCAGGGCUUGCAAGCUCAAAUAGACAAGCUCGCUUCUUCCGGGAAGAAGAAGAGGGGGUUCUUCCGGUGGAGUUCUUUUUUGUUGUUCAGGACUACCGACGAUGAUGCGGCGGAAGACUCCGGACGGGGAGCAGGGCGGCCGAUGCCCGCGCGCGCCAGCAAGCGGUCGGUGCCGCAGGCCAACAAGUGGCGCAACUCCUUGUCUUGAAAAUGGCAUCAGGUUUGCGCGCAUGCAUCGACGUCUCUUGUGAUCUCCCGUCCCAUGUCUGCUUCAUAGUUUGUUCUGGACUCGGCCCCCGUGAACGAGAGAAUGCAUCCAUCGUUGUUUAUGUGAAUUAACACACUAUAGAUGUUCUAGUUUUAACGUGUCACUCU
Messenger RNA from Musa acuminata AAA Group (dessert banana), 1565 nucleotides. RefSeq names its product root phototropism protein 3-like. The coding region runs from base 103 to 1398 and encodes 431 amino acids. The transcript has 2 exons. Lineage: Eukaryota; Viridiplantae; Streptophyta; Magnoliopsida; Zingiberales; Musaceae. The record is from RefSeq and is a predicted model, not a curated record.